AUGGCAACACGAUCCAUUCCCUUCAUCCUCUGCGGCCGAACCCCCCAAAUCGCAAAAGCUGUACGCGAAGGCGUAGCACCAGAAUACCACGUCCCCCACACCUUCCUCUCCCUCGAAGAUGCCAAAUCCAACAUUCCCCCUCUCCUCUCCCCCACCAACCCCUCCCGCCCCGUAGCAGUCGUGCUCGGCGGCGGCUUCGACGACGCCAUGUUUGCAGAGAUAAAAGAGGCGUGUGAUACAGCACAAGGGGGAAAGGAAGUCGCGUGGUUACGCACGGAUAUAACGGGGAAGGUGGAGAUGCCCGACAUGAAUGAUCGUGAGGCGUAUGGGAAGGCGAUGGGGGCGAGGUUGAAAAGAGGGUUGGAAGGGUUGGGGGUGGGGAGGGAGGAGGGGGUUAAGGGGGGUGUGCAUUUUUUCUAG
This is a messenger RNA of Bipolaris oryzae ATCC 44560, 420 nucleotides long. RefSeq lists its product as uncharacterized. The record is from RefSeq and is a predicted model, not a curated record. Bases 1 to 420 code for a protein of 139 amino acids. The transcript is spliced from 2 exons. NCBI's taxonomy places the organism in Eukaryota, Fungi, Ascomycota, Dothideomycetes, Pleosporales, Pleosporaceae.